UGGAUAGAAACAAGUGCUUGGGCUCAGAGGCCUUGAAUGGCUCCCACUGUCCCCAUGGACAGUGAGUCCCGACAGCAUAAAUUGGAACCGUUACCCACCUUUCGCCCCUAGCUGACACCUCCACCCUGGAACCCAAGGCCUGAGCUGUCCCCUCCACGUGUCUGUGCUCUCUUUAAUGCCCUGCCUGGGGGCUGGGAGCAGUGAGGAUGUGGAUGUGAGGUUGAAGGUUUCUCAGGGAAUGAGCCAGAGCUGCCAGAAGAGGCAGAGUGUAACCCAGACUGCAGAUAAUGGGAAGAACGCGUAAUGUAAGUGACCUGAAGGAUCUACAGGGGAAAAGCAGAGAGGUGGGCAUGUGGGCACCUGGUGCCUUGUCCCAGCCAUGCCACCAGCUAGCUGUGAGGCUUUGGGCGAGACCCUUGCCCUCUCUGGCUCUCAUCCAAGGAAUGAGGAAGUUGGAACAAAUGAUGAAUCCCUAAGACCCCUUCUAGCUUUGACAUUCUUUGAGUUUCAUUCCAAAACCCUGUACUCCCCCAGGUAAGCAAGGCCAGGGCUUGCCCCAUCCUCCCCACACAAGCUCAGGCUGCACCCACUCCUGGGCUGGGUUCCCAAGGAAGAGCCUGCAGAGAGGACAGCCCGGAGCUGCCUGCACCAGUCAGUGCAUGGGGGCAGGGGUGGCAGACCACUUUGUGGAUUGAUGGAGCUCAGGAAGGUGAGAAGGGACCCACAGGUGAGAGUUUCGCCCUCCUGGUCAUCUCUUUAGGUAAAUAAAUCCACAUCCGCCACUUCCCCUUCCCUUCCCACCCUGGGGGCGCUGAGAACUCCAGGGAGCCCAGAGCUGAGGCCUGAGCUCUGCUUGCUCACACUGGGUCUUCCCUCAGAGACCCCCAAGCCCUCCUAUCUCCUGCAGUCACUGUCAUCCACCUUUCUGUAGGGAGGGAACAGCGUGCAGCUCUCUGUUCACCAGUCUCCAGGACCUCGGAUUCCACCUUUAAUCCUGAAAACCCAGGAAGGCUUCUGUAUCCCUACAAUGAAGCAGGUUUGGGGCUGGAUCUGGAGGGUGGCAACUCAAUCCAUGCAGAACAGAAGAAGCAUGGACUUUUCCAUUCUGGCUAUUCCAUUCACUAGCUGGGCCAUUCUGAGCAAACUACCUCCCAAUGUGCCUCAGUUUCCUCAUCUGCAAAAUGGGCUAGUCGCUGGCAUUGUACCAAGCAGUAUGGGACCGGAGGUCAUGGGAAGAGGCUGGUAGGCACUUCAUCCCAGGCAGCUGCUCAGGGACACAGGACACAGGGACCGGACUCCGAGCUGCUCCUAGCUCAGAGAGGCUCCAGGGACAGGCACUGGAAGGAAGGGGAUGCAGAAUGGUGAGUGGAGCUGGGUCUCAGAACACAGACAUCUUGAAGUCUGCUAUGUGCUGAUUUCACACUUGACCCCCCAACACCCUAAGGCAUUCCUGUCCUCAUUUCUCAGAUGGAACUACAGAGGCCCAGGGAAAAGGGGCUUAGGCCAGGACACCCAGCUCUUCUCCGAGUCUCUGUCUCAGGCCAGCUUUUGCAACUCUCCAUUGGGAUUCUUCCUAGACCUCCAUCUGUACCUGCCAACCCACCUCUGACCCCCAACCUGUUGCACCCAGUAUUUGCUGCCGGUCAGGACAGCCUUAACCCCUCCUUCCCGGGCAAUCAGCUGCUCCAAGCCAAGCCCACCCCUGCCCCCUGGAGGGAGGCUCCUCCUUUUAAGGCUGCUUCUGGGAAUUUCCACUCCAGAGCCAGAACCAGAGACCCCAGCCCCGCUUGACACCUGCAGCUCACCCGCGGGGAGGGGGGGCGCCAGACCUGAGGGCAGGAGACGCAGACCUGGAGGGGCUCCCCGUCCCUGGCCUGCCACACAUCGAGUUUGCCUGCAUCAAGUUUGGCCAGUCUGUGAGGGUCAGGAAUAGAGCAGGAGACAGCAGGGCCACCUCCUUCAGAAGGCCCCCACUGCUCCAUCCCUGUACUGGGUGGCCCAGGAGAGACUGGCAGCCCAGAGGGCACAGCGCGCACGCCCCCACCCGCAUCUGCUUUGCAGCCUCACUGGCCAGGAAGGUGGACACCUCAUACCUCAGUCUCCCAAUUACGCCCUCCUCCUCCCCCUCCUCCUCCCUCUUUUCUCUCCUCCUCCUCCCCUUUCUCUCCUCCUCGCCCCCCUGAAAACCUGUGGCUCGGAGAGACCUUGGCUUCUCUGGGACUCUACCCCUGGGGACUUCCCACAUCUGCUCCUGAGCUUGGGGGCAGGGGGGCAACCGCCUGAGGAACCUCUCCAGCGAUGGGAGCCGCCCGCCUGCUGCCCAACCUCACUCUGUGCUUACAACUGCUGAUUCUCUGCUGUCAAACUCAGGGGGAGAAUCACCCGUCUCCUAAUUUUAACCAGUACGUGAGGGACCAGGGCGCCAUGACCGACCAGCUGAGCAGGCGGCAGAUCCGCGAGUACCAACUCUACAGCCGGACCAGUGGCAAGCACGUGCAGGUCACCGGGCGUCGCAUCUCCGCCACCGCCGAGGACGGCAACAAGUUUGCCAAGCUCAUAGUGGAGACGGACACGUUUGGCAGCCGGGUUCGCAUCAAAGGGGCUGAGAGCGAGAAGUACAUCUGUAUGAACAAGAGGGGCAAGCUCAUCGGGAAGCCCAGCGGGAAGAGCAAAGACUGCGUGUUCACGGAGAUCGUGCUGGAGAACAACUACACGGCCUUCCAGAACGCCCGACACGAGGGCUGGUUCAUGGCCUUCACGCGGCAGGGGCGGCCCCGCCAGGCUUCCCGCAGCCGCCAGAACCAGCGCGAGGCCCACUUCAUCAAGCGCCUCUACCAAGGCCAGCUGCCCUUCCCCAACCACGCUGAGAAGCAGAAGCAGUUCGAGUUUGUGGGCUCCGCCCCCACCCGCCGGACCAAGCGCACGCGGCGGCCCCAGCCCCUCACGUAGUCUGGGAGGCAGGGGGCAGCAGCCUCUGGGAGGCAGGGGGCAGCAGCCCCUGGGCCGCCUCCCCACCCCCUUCCCUUCUUAAUCCAAGGACUGGGCUGGGGUGGCGGGAGGGGAGCCAGAUCCCCGAGGGAGGACCCUGAGGGCCGCGAAGCAUCCGAGCCCCCAGCUGGGAAGGGGCAGGCCGGUGCCCCAGGAGCGGCUGGCACAGUGCCCCCUUCCCGGACGGGUGGCAGGCCCUGGAGAGGAACUGAGUGUCACCCUGAUCUCAGGCCGCCAGCCUCUGCCGGCCUCCCAGCCGGGCUCCUGAAGCCCGCUGAAAGGUCAGCGACUGAAGGCCUUGCAGACAACCGUCUGGAGAUGGCUGUCCUCAAAAUCUGCUCCCCGGAUCUCCCUCAGUCUGCCCCCAGCCCCCAAACUCCUCCUGGCUAGACUGUAGGAAGGGACUUUUGUUUGUUUGUUUGUUUCAGGAAAAAAGAAAGGGAGAGAGAGAGAGAGGAAAAUAGAGGGUUGUCCACUCCUCACAUUCCACGACCCAGGCCUGCACCCCACCCCCAACUCCCAGCCCCGGAAUAAAACCAUUUUCCUGCAAA
Nomascus leucogenys (northern white-cheeked gibbon) is the source of this 3539-nucleotide messenger RNA. RefSeq names its product fibroblast growth factor 17 (gene FGF17). NCBI's taxonomy places the organism in Eukaryota, Metazoa, Chordata, Mammalia, Primates, Hylobatidae. The record is from RefSeq and is a predicted model, not a curated record. Gene Ontology annotation, cellular component: cytoplasm. Gene Ontology annotation, molecular function: growth factor activity; type 1 fibroblast growth factor receptor binding; type 2 fibroblast growth factor receptor binding. Gene Ontology annotation, biological process: positive regulation of cell population proliferation; positive regulation of protein phosphorylation; cell differentiation.